Diplodia corticola is the source of this 1320-nucleotide messenger RNA. Its product is annotated as heterogeneous nuclear ribonucleoprotein r. The record is from RefSeq and is a predicted model, not a curated record. NCBI's taxonomy places the organism in Eukaryota, Fungi, Ascomycota, Dothideomycetes, Botryosphaeriales, Botryosphaeriaceae. The transcript is spliced from 2 exons. Bases 1 to 1320 code for a protein of 439 amino acids.
AUGUCCACUGGCGACCUCCAACACCGCCACCCCAAGCUCGACGUCCACUCCCCUUCUGAUCCCUUCCCCAGUAAAACAGAGCAAAGAAAAUCAAUGGCUUCCCACCCGCCACCGCCACCGCCGCCGCCGCCAUCCAGCAGCGAGUCGGCCCGGCGAUGCCCGCCGCUCCCGGUCGAGCUCUGGGUGCGCAUCAUCAGCAACAUCGCCCACAGCAACGUCAUCCCGCACGUGUGGCUGUCCUGCCGGCGCGUGUCGCGGACGGUGCGCGCCGCGGCCGAGGAGGCGUUCCUGCACCGCCACCUCAAGCCGCGCACGCACAUCAAGUUCCGCGACCUGGGCAUGGUGCCCGACAGCCACGGCUGGAAGCACUACUUGAACCUCACGCUCGAGUUCGACCGGCUGUCCGAGGACCGGAAGCGCGUCGUCUUCAGCAACAGGCGCGCGUUGCGGGAAGAGGAAGAAGAGGAGGACGAGGGCGAGGACGAGGAGGAGGGGAGGCGGCAUGAGAAGGCGGUGGAGGAUGCGCUGACGGAAAGGUGGCGGGCCGCGAUGAGGUUGUAUCAGGGGAAUGGGUAUGGCUGCAGGAUCGAUCUGUCGCCGUAUACCAUUACCGUGCGCCAGAUUAUCAAUGAUACGGAGCUACCCGGCUUGGAGAUUGAUUACGAGGCGAGGGAGAUGUCGUUCGAUUGGCGGGCCAUGUUCGACCGGCUGUUUGGGGAAGAGUGCUACGCCAUGAAGCUGAACUUGCAGAUGAGGGGCGACGUGGAGGAAUCUAAAGCUAUCGAGGUACAGAAAGCAAUCAAAUCUGGCGAAACCGAGCUCUUCCAGGGCAUCUCGCAGAUGAUGAGGAUACUUUCUGAGCGGGAGAGGCAAGCGUAUCGCGACGCCCGCCGAAUCCGCAUUCGCCGAUGGUACAUCAAGAAUGAAGGCUACACGCUCGAGGAUGACUACUUCCACGGCGACUUCCAGGAGAGACAGAAGCUCAAAGACCUAAGAGCGGCACGAAAGUACGACAUUUACGAUGCUGACAGUGAAGAUGAAGACCUUCAAGACGAGGUGAGUGGGGUGUAUGACCAAGGCAUGGGCUUCUCCCGUUUCGACGUUGGGGAUGCCCACGAGGAUGGUCCUUUUGAGCGCUUUGAAUCAACAGAGGCGUUGGAUGAUGAUGUGGACAACGCUUUCGAGGAAUGGCUACGCACUAGACUGCCCACCAACAUGAACGACCAGCUUCCGGACACUCUAGGAGAUGGCUCGGACUCGGAGGCCAGCUAUGAAGACUCUACAGAAGCUGAAGACGACGAGGAUCUCGCUCAGCACUAG